GCCAUGAGUAAUCAGACGCUGGUGACAGAAUUUGUGCUGCAGGGCUUCUCAGAAGUGCCAAAGUUCCAGAUUCUCCUCUGCAUUCUCUUCCUCUGCCUAGCCGGGGCACUCUGCGGCAACUCCCUCCUUGUGGUGGCCGUCACCCUCAGCUCCAGGCCCCACAGCCCCGUGUAUUUCUUCCUGGUCAGCCUGUCUGUGCUGGAUCUCGUCUGUGCGUGCACCGUGGUGCCCAAGCUGCCUGAGAUCCUGGUGGCAGAGGAGAGGGGCAUCUCCUACGGGGGCUGCAGGGCCCAGAUGUGUUUCCUGUCCUGGGCGGUGCCGGGGGAGGUGCUGCUCUUCACUGCCACGGCCUACGACUGCUACGUGGCCAUCUGCCAGCCGCUGCGCUACGGCUCCAUGAUGAGCCCCAGGGUGUGCGCAGUGCUGGCCGGAGCUGUGUGGGGCAUCAGCGUGCUGGGCGCUGGGAUCAAUGCCUGCCUGAUGUUACGGCUGAACUGUGGGCCCAAUGUAAUUGAUCACUUCUUCUGUGAGAUCCCCCCUCUGCUGUUGCUCUCCUGCUCCUCCACGUAUGUGAAUAACAUCAUGGCAAUUAUAGCUGACAUCUUCUUUGCCAUGUUGAACUUCCUGCUCACCAUGGUGUCCUAUGGGUUCAUCAUCUCCACCAUCCUAAAGAUUCGAACAGCCGAGGGGAAGCAGCGAGCCUUCUCCACCUGUUCCUCCCAUCUCAUUGCAGUCACCUUGUACUACUGUACCAUCAUCUACACCUACCUGAGCCCUGGCUCCAGCUACGCCCCAGGGGCAGGCAAGGUGGUAGCUGUGCUUUACUCCACUGUGAGCCUCACCUUAAACCCACUCAUCUACAGCCUGAAGAACAAGGAUAUCAAGGCAGCUCUCAGGAAAGUCUUGCUGCAGGUUGUCAAAAACCUGUAA
Molecule: messenger RNA, 930 nt
Organism: Hyaena hyaena (striped hyena)
Lineage: Eukaryota; Metazoa; Chordata; Mammalia; Carnivora; Hyaenidae
Product: olfactory receptor 13A1-like
Biological process (GO): G protein-coupled receptor signaling pathway
Cellular component (GO): membrane
Molecular function (GO): G protein-coupled receptor activity; olfactory receptor activity
Source: RefSeq, a predicted model, not a curated record